AUGAAAGAUUACAGUCGCCCCGUUGAAGACCACGGGCUGAUACCCACAAAGGCCACUUUGAUCAUUGUUCCCAAGGACGUGUUCACGCAGUGGGUUUCGGAAUGCAAUAGAUUGCUUGGUAGUAGGUACAAUGUCUUGGCGAUAUCGACAAACAUCAACAACGUCACGAUCAAGGCUGUCCAAGAUGCCGAUAUCGUGAUUUUGUCAUGGAGUGUCCUGGGCGGCGAUGGUUAUUAUACCCGACUGCAAAGAUUUACCGGUACACCGCAGGCUCCCGGAAAACGGAACGGAGCAACAGCUCGAAGCUUCGAAGGCUGGUUCAAUGACGCUCGUGCUUCCCUGCGGGAGUCUGUCGCCACAUUGAGAACGUCCGGCCCUGGGGCAAUGCUUCAACAAUUGGAGGCCCGCCGUCGCCGACUGCAAGAGACACAGGCCGAGUCCACUUACGUACCUUCCCGACGCCCAGCUAAUCAUAAAUCGGGAGCAACUGAAAAUUCGGAUACAGGGCCUGGUCCAGGAUUUGACGAUUGCGACGACUCUGACGAUCCAGAUGAUUCCGAUCCAAACCCGGGACCAAGUGCUUCAGGUCAGACAAAAAGGCGAGGGUGUGCGAAGGAAGGUCCAGCUGAGAAACGGCGAAAGACCACCUCAUCCAGUCUGGAAGAGAAAAGCCGUACCAAGCGGACGGCCGUUAGGGAUGACCGCACAUACUUCAAUAUCCUGAAAAGCCGCAAUCAAGACUGGCGGACUGUCAAGGCCGCAUUUUUGCACGCCUUCAGGUUUAAUCGUCUGGUCAUUGACGAGUUCGCAUAUGCGAGGGAAGGGAAAGAAGACGCCCUGCUCUCAUUAGAAGCCCGUUCAAAAUGGGUGCUUUCUGGGACGCCUGCUCUUGAUGAAUUUGCUGACAUCAAGAGUAUUGCGCUUUACCUCGGUCUCAACCUUGGUAUUGACGACGAUGGCGAUUGUGGGAUUGGAGCGAAGAACCCCAGGCUGAAAGAAAUGCGGGAGAAGUACACCACAGCCGAAGCGUUCCGGUCUUACCAGGCCCUUCACAGCCACGCAUGGCAUGAGAAUCGCAGGGAUCUUGCCCAAAAAUUCCUGGAGCGCUACGCACGCCAGAACACCGCAGAGACCAAGGGCAUUGAGUGCCAUCAGACACUUGUCAUGAUUGAUCCGUCCGAAACCGAGCGGCGAAACUACAACCUGCUAUUCGCCGCAUUGGAGAACGGGACAAAGAGUGUCUCCGGGCCGGUCAACAGUAUCUUGUCAAUGAAACUGCCUCCCACGGAGUCUCUCCUCAUGUGUACUGUGGCAUUUUGGCAUUGGGGACCGGAAGGACCAACAGGGAGCCUUACAGCGACAGCUUCAAAGAAAACCACACUCAGAGGCAAAGCCACAGAAACCACCCCGGAAGACGUUUCGCCGGCAGGUUGCCGAGACUCUCUGAUUGCCAGGGUGAAAGACGAAAUUGAGGUGGGCCUCGGCGAAGACUUCAUCAGACGUUUGAGGUCGAGUUUUGAUUCGUACGACGACAGGAAUAUUGUUGAAGAAACCAAAGCAAAGGUCGACGGACGGUUUCAGAAAGCCUUGAGCUCGGUCAGGGCAAGACGUGUCAGACCUACAAACAGUGCAGGAAUCGAUGAUGCACCCGCCGCUGCAGUGUCAAAGGUUCGUCAGAGUCUAGGAACUGAAAUUCUUGCUCAGUUGAAGCAAGCGGCCAAAUUGUUGGGUCAACGUCGGUACAAUGAACAUUUGCUUGGGGUAUCCAGGGGUCAAACCCCUCAAUGUGAAUAUGCGCCGUGCUCAACGCGGGCAUGGAACGCCAACCUCCACUUUUUGGAAGUGUGUGGCCACGCGAUCUGUUGGAAUUGCCUUCAGACUGCGAAGAGUAAGACGACCGAGCGCUGCCCCGUUGAGGGCUGCAAGGUGAAGCUUGCAGCUACAAAGGUUAUCAGCUGUCGCAAUCUGAUGAAAGAGGGUAUGAUCACUAGCUCCAAGCUCGACAGGCUCGUCCAUAUUAUCGAGCAAGUCCCAGAGGAUGAGCUUGUCAUUGUUUUCAUUCAAGCACCCAUCCUGGUGUCCGUCACGUCCGAUGUCCUUCGGACUGCUGGGAUUGAGCAUCGCAAGGUCACCAAGACCGCCGGCCUGAAAGGGGUCACUGACUUCACCGAGGGGCCCAAGCCAAAGAGGGGAUCAUCUGAAGUCCCUCCGCGCCCCAAGGCUUUGCUUGUCGAACUUGGCAGCCCAAUGGCUGCUGAGCUGAACCUCCACUGCGCAAACCACGUCGUCUUCUUGUCGCCCUUCAUUGCCUCUAUCCGGAACGAAUACGAUUCCGGGAUGACCCAGGCGAUUGGUCGUGCGCGCCGGGUUUAUCAGACUAAACCCGUCUACGUGUACCAUCUGCUGGUCAAAUACACGUACGACGUAAACGUCUACCAGAGCGCCCACGGAGGCAGGCUCGUUGCGCGUGACGGGGUGCUAAAAGUGGUCCCGGAGAGCGAGGUCCAACCGGGAGAGAUGAGGUACGAAGGCAAGGAGAUGCCUGGCCGUUAA
Molecule: messenger RNA, 2553 nt
Organism: Penicillium bovifimosum
Lineage: Eukaryota; Fungi; Ascomycota; Eurotiomycetes; Eurotiales; Aspergillaceae
Product: putative SNF2 family helicase
Exons: 3
Coding region: 1-2553 (850 amino acids)
Source: RefSeq, a predicted model, not a curated record